Molecule: messenger RNA, 938 nt
Organism: Acanthoscelides obtectus
Lineage: Eukaryota; Metazoa; Arthropoda; Insecta; Coleoptera; Chrysomelidae
Source: the annotation of a GenBank genome assembly
AUGGAUUAUAUAAUGAAAACAAUUAAUUUGAAAGAAAAGGAAACAACAAGCAAUCUGCCUGACGAUACACCAUCGGGAUCCAAAAUUUUGGAAGAUGAUGUUAGUCGGGACAUUGAUGAUAAAACUGAUAAUAAAUCAAUCGACUCCAGCGACAGCUCGUUGAUCAAAAAUAAAAAUCCAGCUCAAGUUAAAAAUAAAAUAAAGUACCCAAGAAACGAGUGGAAUUGCAGCAGCUAUUAAUGAGCUUAAACAACUAAAUAGUACUAUACAAACUUCCAGUUGUUUUCUCAGCAAUGUCAUGAGUACGAUGUUAUUGGAAAACAUGUCGCUAUUCAACUGAGACAGCUGCCAUUACUCGAUUUUAUAGACGCCAAAGAUGAAAUCCAACAAGUACUUUCCCGAUACCGAAAAAAGCUAUAUAUGCCCGAAACACAUCUGCGUUUUCCUCAUAUAAUACAUCGUCGCAAACGUCCUAUAUAUCGAUGACAUCACCAGGAUCCAGUGAACCAGUGAUUCAUUCCAGGACCUGUCCCAAUAUCUGAUUGGCCCGCAGAAACAGUUUCUCGGCAGCCAGUUCAAACAGUUGUUGGACAACCAUCAAAUGCAUCAUGAUAUGAACAAUAUUCAAUAACUUUUAUCCUCUGUGUUAGUUUUGUGUUAAUUUUGUAUGACUUGGUUUGUCUUUAAUAAAUGAAUGAAUUUAUGUAUGAUCCACACAUGUGCCAUUGAAUAAGUUAACUGAACCUUUGAAGAAUCAACUCAUGAAACAUUUACCACAUUUCUACUUACCUGCAAAUAUUCGUCCAAAGCUUCAUACAUAACGUCACAAACUUCUGGAAUAAAUUUUGAUAUGGAGGAUUUUUAAAUCCUGAAAAAUAUUGCUAACAGCCUGUAUGAUAUUCCUGAGCUUAGAAAACACAUGACUACUUCUAACUUUA